Salvelinus fontinalis (brook trout) is the source of this 2818-nucleotide messenger RNA. RefSeq names its product protein SOGA3-like. The transcript has 11 exons. The record is from RefSeq and is a predicted model, not a curated record. NCBI's taxonomy places the organism in Eukaryota, Metazoa, Chordata, Actinopteri, Salmoniformes, Salmonidae. Gene Ontology annotation, biological process: regulation of autophagy. Bases 195 to 2765 code for a protein of 856 amino acids.
UGUAAAUGUACAUUGAAACCGUUUCAUUGGUGGUUGGGCCGUGCGCUCAGAGAUUCAGAGUAGGGGAAUUUUCCUCCUCCCCAUCACUGUCGCCGGGAAACUGCUGCCAGAAGAACACAGCGCAAGGGAGGUCUGGGUGAUGUGGAUGUAAACUAGGCUAUGGGACUGAACGUCCAUCCUCUCUAUAUGACACCAUGAACCCUGCCUCGGGCGGCGCUGCCGACUCCCGCAGCCAGCUAGACAAUAGCAACAGAAAGCAGCCGCAACAGCGCGCUGCCUCCCCGGCUGGCGGCAAAGACAUUGGAUCUAAAGAGACACCGAAAAGCAGCGCUCCGUCAAAGAGCAUCACGUCAAAGCAGUGCGGAGGAGGGAGAGGCAGCCGCGGCAGCUCCCCGGUCUCCACGGCAACCAGCAAAGACAGACUGUCUUCUUCUUCUUCUUCCAAAGGCGCGGCAAGCGUGGCAGGCGCGACCCCUGUCCAGUCCGAUGGUGCUGAAAUCCAUACGUUGACCAGGGCGGCGGCGGCUGGGAGCGGCAGAGGAGCGGCAGAGGAGCGCAGUAGUCAGUCUGAAGACUCGCGUUGUACUGAUAUAUCGUGUUUGAAGGGGGAUACAACACGGGUUGUUUCUGAUCAGCCUUGUUCAUCCAAAUCUCCUAAAUUGAAGAACAAUAACCCGAGAAGAGGGGGAGGAGAAGGCGAGGCUAGCAGCACAGCUACCGGCAACAAAAAGAGCUCCGGCAAGAGCAGUGUGGGCUGCGGCCCUGGCUUCUGGAGAGAGGGAUGUUUGCAGUCUGAGCUGAUCCAGUUUCACCUGAAUAAAAGCUUAAAGAAAGGAGGAGGAGGAGGAAAGAUGAAGACGAAGACACCGUCUCCCCCGGAGCCGGUCACGGAAACGGCGGAACCAGAGGAUCUCUCCCCUGAGGCCAUCGUUAACGAGCCCGAGCCGGUACCUGAGCCCGACCAGCUAUUUCAGGAGGAGAUAGAGAAACUAGAGGAUGAAAAUGACGAGCUAAAGACGGAGAUAGAGGAGAUGAGAGCGGAGAUGGACGAGAUGAGAGACACGUUCUAUGAAGAGGACGCCUGCCAGCUGCAGGACAUGCGUCGCGAGCUGGAGCGAGCCAAUAAGAACUGCCGGAUUCUCCAGUACCGUCUGAGGAAGGCGGAGAGGAAGAGGAUGAGGUUUGCUCAGACCGGAGAGGUAGACGGAGAGCUACUGAGAGCCCUGGAGCAGGACUUGAAGGUAGCGAAGGAUGUAUCAGUGCGUCUGCACCAUGAGUUGGAGAACGUGGAGGAGAAAAGGACGAAGACGGAGGAGGAGAACGAGCAGCUAAGGCAAAAGCUGAUAGAGGUGGAGGUGACCAAACAGGCCCUGCAAAACCAACUGGAGAAGGCCAAAGAGCUGUCGCUGAAGAGGAGAGGAGGCAGGGAUGUUCAGAAAGAGAAGAGGAUCCCACAGACUCCAAUUGAGGAGGACAACGAAGAUCUGAAAUGCCAGCUAGCCUUCAUCAAGGAGGAAGCCGUUUUAAUGAGGAAGAAGAUGGCUAAAAUUGACAAGGAGAAGGACCGGCUGGAACACGAGCUGCAGAAGUACCGCUCGUUCUACGGGGACGUGGACAGUCCUGGGCCCAAGGGAGAGGCUGGGGGACCCGCUACCACCCGGGAGUCAGAGCUGAAACUGCGACUGAGACUGGUGGAGGAGGAAGCCAACAUCCUGGGGAGGAAGAUCGUAGAGCUGGAGGUGGAGAAUAGAGGACUGAAGGCUGAACUGGAGGACAUGAGAGACAGGGAUGAGGUGGCUGGAGGCUCGGCUGAGCAUGGCUGCAGCAGGGAGCAGGGAGAGGAACUCAGGGAGCUGAGACAGCAGCUACAGCUGGUGGAGGACGAGGCAGAGCUACUUAGGAGGAACCUGCAGGACUCAGAGGAGGACAACAACAAGGUGACGGGAGAGCUGAACAAGCUGAAGUACAAGGAGGGCUCCAGGCACGGCGCUGGUGGUGGAGGAGGUGGUGCCGGGGCGGCUGCAGACCGGGCCAAGGUGGAGGUCCUGCAGGAGGAGCUAAAGGCUGCCAGGCUACAGAUCAACGAGCUGAGUGGCAAGGUGAUGCAGAUGCAGUAUGAGAACCGAGUCCUCCUGUCCAACAUGCAGCGCUACGACCUGGCAUCACACCUGGGCAUCAGGGCCAGCCCCCGGGAAAGUGACGCAGAGAGUGACGGAGGAGACGACGCCUCCACCUCGUCACGCUUCCCACCCCACCGUAAACGAGAAGGCCCCAUCGGAGGGGAGAGCGACUCGGACGAGGUGCGUAACAUCCGGUGCCUGACCCCCACCCGCACCCUCUACUCCCCCGAGAGCCGCUUCCUCCCCCGCAGCCUGAAGGACCGGCAGCAGAUGGUAGACAUCCGUAUAGAAGCAGAGCGGCUGGGCCGCACCAUCGACAGGCUGAUAGCAGACACCAGUACCAUCAUGGCUGAGGCACGGGUCUAUAUGGUCUCCAACGGGGAGCUUUACGAGGAGGAAGGGAGCACCGUCAGGGAGCACGAGUUGUUGUACAGGAUCACCGCUCAGAUGAAGGCCUUCAGGAAGGAGCUGCAGGGCUUUAUAGACAGACUGGAUGUCCCCAAGCCAGAGGACAAAGAGGAGGAACCACUGUCUAUGUUUCAACCCAUCAUUCUGCUCAUCCUCAUCCUCGUCCUGUUCUCUUCACUCUCCUAUACCACCAUCUUCAAACUCGUCUUCCUCUUUACUCUCUUCUUCGUCCUGUAACGUCCGUCUCACUUUGCAUAGACACAUAUUUUUGUUUAGUCAUAUUUGGUUUU